Messenger RNA from Portunus trituberculatus (swimming crab), 1241 nucleotides. Its product is annotated as neurotrophin 1-like. Bases 35 to 817 code for a protein of 260 amino acids. Gene Ontology annotation, molecular function: Toll binding; growth factor activity. Lineage: Eukaryota; Metazoa; Arthropoda; Malacostraca; Decapoda; Portunidae. The record is from RefSeq and is a predicted model, not a curated record. The transcript has 2 exons. Gene Ontology annotation, cellular component: extracellular region. Gene Ontology annotation, biological process: central nervous system formation; regulation of Toll signaling pathway; innate immune response.
AAGUAACAGUACUAGAGAGGACCAAUCACUGCCCAUGUCCUUCGUGACGUCACAGGCGGGCUGGGUAUAUAAGGGGACGGUCAGCGGGAAGGCGGCACAGCAAGGCACUCACAAGAACUCUCGCAUCUCCUGCAGCAUGGCGCUCACAGUGUCAAUUAUUCUAGCCUGUGUCGGGGCGGCCCUCGCCUCACACCCUCCCUACGGCCACGCCCCCGUGUAUGGCCACCACCAUCACCACAAACACUCCUACUGCGACCCAACCGCCCCCCCUGCCUGCGCAGCCAACUCCACGCUCUCCUACUGCCUGGAGGACGCCGAGUACCCCGAAUAUGACAUCAAGGGCGCCAUAAGCGCCGACCACAUCUUCGCCAAGAAGUACGCCGACGUGGCCGACCAGUCCGCCGACGACCUGGUGGAGACGGUCACCAAGGAGCAGGAGGAGGCGUUCGACUACUCCUACUACACCGGCGCCUCUACCGGCGACUCCCCCUACGACGUGACCCACUGGACGGGCCCCGAGGGCUACAUCUGCCCCUCGGACGUGGCCUACGCCCGCCCCAGGCGCGCCCGCAACGUGGAGGGCAAGUGGAGGGUGAUCGUGAACGACGUGCACUACUACACCCAGACGGCGCGUCUGGAGACAUGCCUGUUCCCCGAGGCCGCCUGCCGCGCCUUGGCGCCCUGCUUCAAGAGUCACUGCACCCAGAAAUUCGUGUACCAUCGCCUGCUCUCCUACGACCCCUGUGAUCCUUACAAGGGCCUCUUCAUCGACAUCUACAAGCUGCCCUCCGCCUGCUCCUGCCACCUUCCUGCCUAAGCUCCCGCCAAUGCUGUCCCUCCCGCCGCCCUUCAUCCUCGACCCUCCAGACCCAGAACCCGUCCCCCCCCCCUCCACCCCACGCUGCCACGCCAGGUUAGAAUAUUGACACUGUCUGCUCCCUUUCCCUCUUCGUUGGACCGCGGGGCCGCCGCCUUCCUCAGGAGCACCCCGAGGACUCGCGUAAGAAGCUCCCAAGAGACCUAGAGAACUGCUUUCUUUACGUACCGCCGACACCACCAUCGCCACCAGUCACAGGAACCACUUGGGAAUUUCUUUACCAUUUCAAGUCCGAACUCAAAAUUAUGUUCCUUUACUUUCCCUUCCACUGUCAAGUAACUUUUUUUCCUCUUAAUGGAAGUGAGUGCGAGAUGCUGAGAGUUCUUGUAUUUUUUUUUUCUAUUAAACAAAAAAAUCCACAAAA